Molecule: messenger RNA, 177 nt
Organism: Fusarium poae
Lineage: Eukaryota; Fungi; Ascomycota; Sordariomycetes; Hypocreales; Nectriaceae
Exons: 2
Coding region: 1-177 (58 amino acids)
Source: RefSeq, a predicted model, not a curated record
AUGCCGGCUCCUGUCCAGACAAAAACGCUUCGGUUUGAGGACAUCGAGUUAGCCAUCCAAGGCUGCAAAGACUCGGAGAAACCCGACGACGAGACAAAAGAUGACUGUGAAUGCAAAAAGGUUUUUGCCAGAUACACAAAGGACGGUACUACGUACUACAAGCCGGUGUUUAUAUGA